ACCGCUCCCUCCGCUGUUCCACGUCGCUAGCAGCAGCAGCCACCUCCUCGUCGUGCUGCCCUCCUCUGGCUUCUCUGGUACGCUCUUCCCCUCCCCUCCCCUCCCCUCCCCUCGCUCCGACCAUACCACCGGGCGCGGGUCGCGCCAAGCUAGGAGGCGGGAGCCCGCGGGCGCAAUAAUGGGGCUCUCCGGCGCGAUGAUCUCCGCGCCGCUCGGCUGCCGCGGUCUACCGCGCGGGGUUGUCGGCGGCGGCGGAACCGGGCUGAGAGCGGAGGCGGAGAGGUUGCGUCGGGCGGGGCGUCGUCUCGGCGGCGGGACGGCGAGGUGCGUGGCGACGGAGAAGCACGACGAGAAGGCGGGAGGGGUCGCGGUCGGGGUGGAGUUCGCGGACGAAGAGGACUACCGCAAGGGCGGCGGCGGCGAGCUGCUCUACGUGCAAAUGCAGGCCACCAAGCCCAUGGAGAGCCAGUCCAAGAUCGCCUCCAAGCUAUUGCCCAUAUCUGGUGAAAAUUCAAUACUUGAUUUGGUUAUCAUUGGCUGUGGUCCUGCUGGCUUAUCUCUCGCUGCAGAAUCAGCUAAGAAAGGGCUCUCCGUUGGCCUCAUUGGCCCAGACCUUCCAUUCACGAACAACUACGGUGUGUGGGAGGAUGAAUUCAAAGAUCUCGGCCUAGAGAGCUGUAUUGAGCAUGUCUGGAAGGAUACUAUCGUCUACCUAGACAGAAACAAGCCGAUACUGAUUGGCCGUUCUUAUGGCAGGGUGCACCGUGACUUGCUACAUGAGGAGUUGCUGAGAAGAUGCUAUGAAGCUGGAGUUACAUAUCUCAACUCGAAGGUGGACAAGAUCAUAGAAUCUCCAGAUGGCCAUAGAGUAGUCUGUUGUGAAAGGGGCCGAGAGAUACUUUGCAAGCUUGCCAUUGUUGCUUCCGGGGCAGCAUCUGGUAGGCUUCUAGAGUACGAGGUUGGGGGUCCACGUGUUUGUGUGCAGACUGCAUAUGGAGUAGAAGUUGAGGUGGAAAACAAUCCAUAUGAUCCCAGCUUAAUGGUUUUUAUGGACUACAGAGAUUGUUUCAAAGAGAAAUUCUCACACUCUGAACAAGAAAAUCCCACUUUCCUGUAUGCUAUGCCCAUGUCAUCCACACGAGUUUUCUUCGAGGAAACAUGCUUAGCUUCUAAAGAUGCGUUGCCCUUUGAUCUACUUAAGAAGAGGUUGAUGUAUCGGUUGGAUGCAAUGGGAGUUCGUAUCCUAAAAGUUUACGAGGAGGAAUGGUCCUAUAUUCCUGUUGGAGGGUCCUUACCGAACACAGAUCAGAAAAAUCUUGCAUUUGGUGCUGCAGCAAGUAUGGUGCAUCCUGCAACCGGAUACUCAGUGGUCAGAUCUUUAUCUGAAGCUCCGAGAUAUGCUUCUGUAAUAUCUGAUAUCUUAAGGAACCGAGUUUCUACACAAUAUUUGCCAGGAAGUUCUCAAAAUUACAGUCCAUCAAUGCUCGCAUGGGGAACUCUAUGGCCUCUAGAAAGGAAACGUCAACGCGCAUUCUUCCUUUUUGGAUUGGCACUGAUAAUCCAACUGGAUAACGAAGGAAUACAAACAUUCUUCGAAACCUUUUUCCGGGUGCCGAGAUGGAUGUGGCAAGGAUUCUUGGGAUCAACUCUUUCAUCGGUGGAUCUCAUACUAUUUUCAUUCUACAUGUUUACAAUAGCGCCAAAUCAGUUGCGAAUGAACCUCGUCAAACAUCUCCUCUCUGACCCGACCGGCUCAACAAUGAUCAAGACCUACCUGACCUUGUAAAACCAUUUCACCAGUCUGCAAAGAACGCUAGAAACUGUACAGUUUUGUAGUUGUACAUAACUUAGAGGGGAUCUGGGGGUUACUUUUUUCUUUUCCUUUGAGGCCGGAUCUCUUGCUUACCUAGCAUCCUAUAAUACACUUCAAGUUUUUAAUGUUUGCUAUGGUGAUGAGAUCGAAUUUUCAGAAGGGAAGCACAUGGUGCGUGCUGGAAGAACAAUUAGGGAAAUCAACUGAUGGUCAUGGUUCCUGUAUUGGCCAUUUUUAGGUUUUCUGUCUGUUGUUUCUGUUUCCUUCCCUGUUUAUACCGUUUCAAGGUUUUCUACA
Molecule: messenger RNA, 2110 nt
Organism: Phragmites australis (common reed)
Lineage: Eukaryota; Viridiplantae; Streptophyta; Magnoliopsida; Poales; Poaceae
Product: lycopene epsilon cyclase, chloroplastic-like
Exons: 10
Coding region: 179-1786 (535 amino acids)
Biological process (GO): carotenoid biosynthetic process
Molecular function (GO): oxidoreductase activity, acting on paired donors, with incorporation or reduction of molecular oxygen
Source: RefSeq, a predicted model, not a curated record